AUGAAACGUUCACAGCCGAGGAAAGAAGAGGGAAGAGGAGUUCCAGCGGAAGAUGCAGAGUAUCAUGGAGAAGACCAGGGACCGCCUCCCACGAUGUCCCGACGUUCCAUGAUCGUUGCAGCGGGCUGCGGUGCCACGUUGUUGGCAGCUCCCGGCUUCGUGGCCCCCGGUGCCCCACAGCGCACCACGACGGAGCGCACCACGACGGAGGAAGGGCUGAGAUCGGUGCUGAGGGAAGCAACCGCCGCACCACGUGGAUCAGGAGCUUCCCUGGGCGCCGUUGCCAUGCUGGGCGGCUGCACUGCCCUGGCUUUGGCCGGGCGCCGGGCGAGGCGCGGGAACUCCCGGGCCGCGACUGCCACAGCGCGGGCCGCGGAGGGACCGGUGCUGACGCUCGGGACGCGAGGAUCGCCCUUGGCCCUGGCGCAGGCCUAUGAGGCCAAGAGACGUUUGGGUGAGGCCUUUCCAGAGCUGGCCGGUGAUGAUGCAGUUGAGAUCAGGAUCAUCUCCACCACAGGAGAUCAACGCCUGGAGAUUUCCUUGGCAGAGAUUGGUGGCAAAGGUCUCUUCACUCGAGAGCUUGAUGUGGCCCUCGCCAGCAAGGAGGUGGACUUCUGCGUCCAUUCCACCAAGGAUGUGCCGACAGAGCUCAUUCCAGACACUGAGCUGUGCACCAUGUUGCCACGAGAGGACACCAGAGACGUGCUGAUCAGUGGAGACCCAGAGAAGAUCACUUGCAUCGAGGACUUUCCUGAUGGAAGCUUGAUCGGCACUGCGUCCCUGCGACGACAGGCGCAGAUUUACAGCAAGAACCCGAACGUGAAAUGCGUCAACUUCCGAGGGAACGUGCAGACCAGGCUGAGAAAGCUUCAAGGUGGUGAUGUGAAGGGAACAUUUCUGGCCUAUGCUGGCUUGAAGCGAAUGAGCAUGGAGGAACAUGCCACCAAAGUCCUGGAAUGGGAUGAGAUGCUCCCAGCCAUUGCCCAAGGUGCCAUUAGCUUCCAAUGCCGCUCGGAUGAUGAGCGCGUCUUGAACUACUUGAAGCCCCUGUCGCACGACGACACCUUCCAGGCCGUUACCUGCGAAAGAGCUUUCCUGGCAGCCUUGGAUGGAAAUUGCAAGACGCCCAUUGCAGGUCAGGCGAAGGUGAUCGACGGCGAGUUGCACCUCAAGGGCCUGGUGGCGUCGCCCGAUGGGCAGAAGAUCUUCCGCUGCGAGCGCAAGGGCAAGGUGUCCGAGGCCACUGAGAUUGGAACGGAUGCGGGGCUGGAAAUCCGAAAAGAAGCGGGAGAGGCGUUCUUCCAAGAGAUGCAGGAAAUGGUGGGCCUGACAUUUGAACCAUUGUGGCUGGGAAACCGGCUGCGCAGCUUUUGGCGAUCGCACGCCGUAGGUCGGAGGGACGAUCGAGAAGACCGGGAGGACCGGGAACGCUCGGCCCGGCGCGAGCCGCGAGAACCGCGAGAACCGCGCAGCGAUGAUCGGCAAAGAGAACGCGUGAACGAUCGCGACAGAGGCGAACGCCUUGGCGAUCGCGGUGAUCGUGGUUACCGAGACCGGAACGACCGGGCCGGCAACCACCGGAACGACCGCGAUCGACGGGACCACAGAGACCAGCGGGACCAGCCCGAGAGCCGCCGCCGGCGUGGCGAGGCAGAGCAGGAGGAUGACCGUGCCAAGCGCCGGCGAGAGGACGAACGGAGACGUGGUUCCGCCGAUGAAGAGUCCCGGCGUCGCGACGAGCGCCGUCGCGACGACGAGCGACGCGACGAGCGGCGCGACCGAUCGGAGAGGCGCAAAGAAGAUGAUGGAGAGAGAAAGAGAAGAGAGGAGCAGGAAAGAAUAAAGAGAGAGGAGGAGAAACGAAAGAAAGAAGAGGACAUGCGACGUCGCGAAGAAGAGCUUCAAAAGAAGCGCGACGAAAAGCGCCGCGUGGAAGAGGAGGAACGCAAGAAAGUUGACGAGGAAAGAAGAGCCAAACUGGCGGAGGAAAGAAAAAGAGACGAGGAGAGGCGCAAGGAAGAAGAGGAGCGAAACAAGGAGGAGAUGGAGCGCCGGCGACGUGAGGAGUGGCAACGGCACGAGGAAGAACUCCAGAGGAAGGCUGAGGACGAGAAGAAGAGGGCAGAAGAAGAGCAGAAACGCCGGGAAGAGGAAGCUCAAGUCUUGCGACAGCAGCAGGCGACCCUUUCGGUUCUGCGUGUUCUGCAGAAGCUCUCCAACGCCAGCAGAUGA
Molecule: messenger RNA, 2232 nt
Organism: Cladocopium goreaui
Lineage: Eukaryota; Dinophyceae; Suessiales; Symbiodiniaceae
Source: the annotation of a GenBank genome assembly